This is a messenger RNA of Microthlaspi erraticum, 2151 nucleotides long. Lineage: Eukaryota; Viridiplantae; Streptophyta; Magnoliopsida; Brassicales; Brassicaceae. The record is from the annotation of a GenBank genome assembly.
AUGGAUCAGUUGGCAGAUGAGCUUCUAGAAGAGUUAUCAACAGAGGAUCCACUACAAGUUGCUUUGACCAAGGAUUCUUCAGAGGGAUAUGUGAGCUCAGAAACUGAUGAGUACAAGAAGCUCCUUGACACCUUCAGACCAGUUCCAAACAUUCUGAGCAUUGAGGAUUGGACAGGCCAGUUUGCGAAGUCAUGGCACAAGGAGCAAGCUCAAGGAGAUUGGUCUGAGCUUAAGGCGCCUAAAGUCGACCUCAAACCUUUGCCUGAGGGCCUCAGGUAUGCAUUUCUGGGUGAAAACUCAACUUACCCUGUCAUUGUGAACUCUGAUUUGGAACCUGAACAGUUGAGUGCUUUGCUUGUUGAAUUGAGAAAGUACAGAAAGGCAAUAGGUUACACUCUAGAUGAUAUCAAGGGGAUCUCCCCUGACCUAUGCAUCCAUAGGAUUCAUCUAGAGGAUGAAAAUGUUAGAAAGAUUGGCAAACCACCCUUUUAUUGUUUUCUUGAUGGCUACAGUGGUUUCUUCCAAAUCCCGAUCCACCCUAAUGAUCAGGAGAAGACCACUUUCACAUGCCCUUAUGGCACCUUUGCUUAUCGAAGGAUGCCAUUUGGGCUGUGCAAUGCUCCAGCUACUUUCCAGAGGUGCAUGACCUCCAUUUUUUCAGAUCUGAUAGAGGAGAUGGUAGAAGUCUUCAUGGACGAUUUCUCAGUCUAUGGAGCAUCCUUCUCCUCAUGUUUGUCUAACUUGUGCAGGGUGUUGCAGAGGUGUGAGGAGACCAAUCUAGUACUCAACUGGGAGAAGUGCCACUUCAUGGUUCGAGAAGGGAUUGUGCUUGGACACAAGAUUUCCGAGAAAGGGAUCGAGCUCGAUCGAGCUAAGGUGGAUGUCAUGUUGCAGCUCCCUGUUCCCAAGACUGUGAAGGACAUAAGGAGUUUUCUGGGUCAUGCAGGGUUCUACAGAAGAUUCAUCAAGGAUUUCUCAAAGAUAGCAAGACCCUUGACAAGGCUUCUAUGCAAGGAGACAGAUUUUGAGUUUGAUGAAGAAUGCCACAAGUCUUGGACCUUGCUGAAGGAUGCUCUGGUAUCUGCGCCAAUAGUUCAAGCUCCAAACUGGGAUCACCCAUUUGAGAUUAUGUGUGAUGCAUCUGACUAUGCAGUAGGAGCAGUGCUUGGCCAAAAGAUAGACAAGAAACUCAAUGUCAUCUACUAUGCAAGCAAGACUAUGGAUGAUGCUCAGUGCAAGUAUGCAACCACAGAGAAGGAGCUCCUUGCCAUAGUCUUUGCCUUUGAGAAAGUUUCGAAGCUAUAUAGUUGGAUCCAAGGGAGUAGAAAUGGAGUUGCUGAUCAUCUCUCUAGGAUGCGAGUUGAAGACAUGAUCCCCAUCAAUGAUUCUAUGCCUGAAGAACAGCUUAUGGCAAUCAUGAUCUUGAAGGAGAGUUUUGAUGAGAAAGCCAGGCUGGAAGAAGUUAAGGCUCUGCGUGAUGAGAAUUUGCCAUGGCAUUACUAUUGGGAUGAGCCUUACUUGUACAAGAGAGGACCAGACAGCAUUUACAGGAGAUGCAUAGCUGAAGAGGAUGUGCAAGGAGUUCUAGAGCAUUGCCAUGGGUCAGCUUACGGAGGUCACUUUGCUACAUUCAAAACAGCAACUAAGGUUUUGCAAUCUGGUUUAUGGUGGCCUACUUUGUUUAAGGAUGCAGCAGACUACAUUGCCAAGUGUGAUCCGUGCCAAAGGAAAGGAGGGAUCACCAAGAGGGACGAGAUGCCACUAAACCCAAUUCUAGAGUUGAGAUUUUUGAUAACCAUCAUCUUUCCAAGGUUCGGCAUCCCAAGGGUUGUUAUUUCAGAUGGAGGUUCCCAUUUCAUCAACAAGGUGUUUGAAAAGUUGAUGAGAAGCCACGGAGUCAAACACAAGGUCGCCACGCCUUAUCACCCUCAAACCAGUGGGCAAGUUGAAGUCUCCAACAGACAGAUCAAGGCCAUAUUGGAGAAGACUGUGAGCUUCACUAGGAAAGACUGGGCAGCAAGGCUUGAUGAGGCACUUUGGGCUUAUAGACAGCCUACAAAACCCCCAUUGGAAGGUCUCCUUUCAAUUUGCUGUAUGGGAAGGACUGCCACUUACCUGUGGAGGUCGAAUAUAAGGCUUUAUGGGCAGUAA